Amblyraja radiata (thorny skate) is the source of this 6234-nucleotide messenger RNA. RefSeq names its product prolow-density lipoprotein receptor-related protein 1-like. Gene Ontology annotation, cellular component: plasma membrane; signaling receptor complex. The transcript is spliced from 40 exons. Gene Ontology annotation, molecular function: calcium ion binding; protein binding. Lineage: Eukaryota; Metazoa; Chordata; Chondrichthyes; Rajiformes; Rajidae. The coding region runs from base 1 to 6234 and encodes 2077 amino acids. The record is from RefSeq and is a predicted model, not a curated record.
AUGGGCUUUCUUACUUCUGAAGGAAUUCGAAGUUCAAUUGCUUCCUGCAAUGCAUCACAGUUUCAAUGCGGAAAUGGGCGCUGUAUACCAUUACUGUGGAAAUGUGAUGGUGAUGAUGACUGUACUGAUGGAAGUGAUGAAAUGGGUUGUUCUCAGGCCACUUGUGGAACUUCUGAUUUUGUAUGCCGCAGUGGCCAUUGUCUGCCAAGCAAAUGGCAAUGUGAUGGUGCACUUGAUUGUGAAGAUGGGUCGGACGAAAGUCCAGAUAUCUGCCACAAGAGAAGAUGUCACCUGAAUGAAAUCAGCUGUGGCCCUGGCACUACUCGGUGUAUUCCUGCUUCCUGGAAAUGUGAUGGUGGAAGGGACUGUGAGAAUGGCAGUGAUGAAGAGAACUGUGGCUCUUUUAAUUGCAGUAUUUUUGAGUUUACUUGUUCCAGUGGCAGAUGCAUUUCCAAGAUAUUUAUCUGCAAUGGUGAAGAUGACUGUGGUGAUGGAAGUGAUGAAAAAGGCUGUGUUCCCCAAUCCUGUGGCCGUCACGAGUUUCAGUGCAAUAAUUCUGAAUGCAUCUCCCUGAGUUGGGUCUGUGACAACAAUGUCGAUUGUGCUGACCAAUCUGACGAAUCUCCUGAACGUUGUGGGAAUACUGUUCUUCAUACAACCUGCUCUCACGGUGACUUUGUAUGUACUUCUGGUGAAUGCAUCAAUCAACAUUUUCACUGUGAUGGCGAUGGUGACUGUAAAGAUGGAAGUGAUGAAGUUAAUUGCUCUCUUCGAACAUGUAGACCAGACCGUUUCAGCUGUGGUGAUGGUAGUUGCAUCCCUAGAACCAAAAUAUGUAACGGAAUUACAGACUGUCCUGAUGCUAUCGAUGAAAUUCACUGCGAAAAUGAGUGCAAAAAUCCAAAUGAAUUCAAAUGCCAAAAUGGAGAAUGCAUACCAAUAACUAAACUCUGUAACCACAAAUGGGACUGCAGAGAUCGGAGUGAUGAGCCUUUCGAAUGUCGAAUAAAUGAGUGCUUGGUGAACAAUGGUGGUUGCUCUCAUACUUGCCGGGAUCUUCCUAUUGAUUUUGAAUGUGAUUGCCCUGCUGGCUUUGAGCUAGUUGAUGAGAGAACCUGUGACGAUAUGAAUGAAUGCCUGAAUUCUGCAUCCUGCAGCCAGAUUUGCAUCAAUUUAAAAGGAAGUUAUAAAUGUGAAUGCCAUGAAGGGUAUCGCAUGGAUGCAGCUGAUGGUACAUGCAAGGCUGUAGGCAAAGAGCCUUACUUGAUCUUUACAAACGGCCAUGAUAUUCGCAAGCUUGGAUUGCAUCAUCUCGAGUACACCCAGGUAGCCAUGAGGCUGAGAAAUCCUGUAGCACUGGCCGCUGAUGUUGCAGAGGAAAGAAUAUUCUGGGCUGACUUGACACGUCAGGCCAUUUUCGGCAUGUCCAUGAAUAAAUAUCGGGGAAUUCCUGGUCAUUCUUUACUUGUUAAGAAUUUGAGCAUUCCCACGGGAAUUGCAGUGGAUUGGGUCCACAAGCACAUCUACUGGACUGAUCGCAGUGCUAAAGCAAUAUCUGUGGCUACAAUGGAUGGAUCUAAAUGGAAAACACUUUUUGAUGACAACAUGGCAAAACCAGCCUCUGUAGCAGUUGAUCCAUUAUCAGGAUUUAUUUACUGGUCUGAUUGGGGUGAACCAGCAAAGAUAGAGAAAGCAGGAAUGAAUGGUGUUGGUCGACAGAUCUUGGUUGACGUGGACAUUCAGUGGCCAAAGGGCAUUGCACUUGAUACUGUGAAGAGUUGUCUCUAUUGGGUUGAUUCCAAGUUGCACACAUUGUCAAGUAUAGGCCUGAAUGGACAGGAUAGAAGAACUGUGCUUUCGUCACCAGAUUUCCUUUCGCGACCUUAUCGCAUUGCAGUAUUUGAGGAUCGUAUUUUCUGGUCCGAUGAAGCCACUGAAACUAUCUAUGGAGCUAACAAGUUCACAGGAGCAGAUCUUCAGACUUUGGUUUCUCAUCUUCAGAAAUCUCCCGAUCUCCUAAUUUAUCAUGAGUUGAUGCAGACUCCGGGUAAGAAUUGGUGCAAUGAAUCAUUGGAUGGUGGUUGUGAAUACAUGUGUCUCCCUGCACCUCAGAUGGAUAGUUCCUCUCCAAAGUAUUCUUGUGUGUGUCCAUCGGGAAUGAAAGUGGAGAAUGGGCAACGGUGUCGAAUAGACAUAACAGCAUGUGGAUUUCAUGAGAUCAGCUGUGGCUUAGGAUCUCUUCAAUGCAUUCCUGUCUCAUGGAAAUGUGAUGGUGAAAAGGACUGUGCAAAUGGUGGUGAUGAGGAGAACUGUGGCACUUCAACUUGUAAUAUUCUGGAAUUUACUUGCUCAAGUGGCAGGUGCAUUUCUCAAUCCUUUGUUUGUAAUGGUAAAGAUGAUUGCGGUGACGGAACUGAUGAAAGAGGCUGCACUCAAUCAAUCUGUGGAUUACAUGAGUUUCAGUGCAGUAGCUUGGAGUGUAUCCCCUCAAGUUGGUUGUGCGACAACAACAUUGACUGCACAGAUAAAUCUGAUGAAUCGAUAGAACACUGUGGCCGCACGCUGUCUUCUGUUCCUUCUACCUGUUCUUCCAAUGAGAUCCUCUGCAAUUCGGGGGAAUGCAUCCAUCGCCAAUGGUACUGUGAUGGAGAUAGUGACUGCAAGGAUGGAAGUGAUGAAAUCAACUGUCCUCCUCAAACCUGUCGACCAGAUUAUUUCAGAUGUGGUGAUGGUUCCUGUAUCCGUGGAGGCCGUAAAUGUAAUGGAUACAAUGACUGUGCUGAUGGCAGUGAUGAAAUUAAUUGUAAAAAUGGUUCAGUGUGUACCAUGCCAACGCACUUCAGAUGCCAAAGUGGUGAAUGCAUAGACAUCAUCAGAGUCUGUAACCAUCAUCAGGACUGUGCAGAUCAGAGUGAUGAACCCGCUGAAUGCAAUGUGAAUGAAUGUCUAUUGACGAAUGGUGGAUGUUUGCACAUUUGCAAUGAUCUCAUCAUUGGCUACAAAUGUGAGUGCCUUCCUGGUUUUGAGCUGUAUGACGAGAGAUUCUGCAGAGAUAUUGACGAAUGUCAAAAUCCUGCUGCCUGCAGCCAAACUUGCAUCAACAAUGUGGGAAGUUAUGAAUGCCUAUGUCACAAAGGGUAUCGCAUGGAUCCAGUGAAGGGGAAUUGUAAGGCAAAGGGGGAAGAGCCUUAUUUGGUUUUCACUAACCAUCAUGAUAUUAGGAAAAUUGGAUUACACAAAAUGGAGUACACUGAGAUAGAGUGGCAAUUGCGAAAUGCUGUAGCAGUUGAUGCUGAUGUUGCAACACAGACCAUGUUCUGGACUGACUUGACACAGCAAGCAAUCUUUAGUGCAUCCAUGGAUAAAAAUGCAAAAUCUGUGCGUAAGUCCAACAUAGUCAAAGAUCUAGGAGUUCCUGAAGGUAUUGCUGUGGACUGGAUCUAUAAGCAUCUUUACUGGACUGAUUGUGGCACAAAGACAAUCUCUGUUGUGAAGUUUGAUGGAACAAAAAGAAAAAUCCUCUUUGAUGUGGACCUAAGGGAACCAACUUCCAUAGCUGUUAAUCCACUCGCGGGGUUUGUUUACUGGUCGGACUGGGGUGAGCCAUCAAAAAUUGAAAAAGCAGGGAUGAAUGGUUAUGACCGUAGCCUUCUGGUUUCUAAAAACAUUGAAUGGCCACAUGGCAUUGCUCUUGAUCUGGUGAAAGGUCGUCUCUAUUGGGUUGACUCAAAACUCUACACAUUAUCAAGUGUAGACUUGAAUGGUGAAGACAGAAGAAUUAUCUUGGUGUCAAAGGAACUCCUGGCUCACGCCCUUGCAAUUACCAUAUUUGAGGAUAAUGUGUUCUGGGUUGAUGGAGAAAGAAAAGCACUUUAUGGAGCCAACAAAUUUACAGGUUCUGAUACAAGGCUUUUGGCCUCGGACCUUCAGGACCCUCGCGACCUUGUUGCAUAUCAUAAGCUGACUCAACCAUCAGGCAUCAACUGGUGUGAGAAUCUGAAGACUGCAAGCUGUGAAUACAUGUGUCUUCCAGCUCCACAAAUUGACAGACAUUCUCCCAAAUAUACCUGUGUGUGUCCGUCUGGGUUGGAGCUGGAUAAGGACGGGCAAAACUGCAGGAUGGGUAUAUUUGAUACGUGUGGAGCAUCUGACUUUGUGUGCAGCAAUAAACAAUGUGUACCUAGUAGGUGGUUGUGCGAUGGCAAAGCUGACUGUGAAGAUGGAUCUGAUGAAAGUACAGACAUUUGUCAUCAAAAAACAUGUCUUGGCCAUCAAAUCAGCUGUGGGCCUGGAUCCCUGCAGUGCAUUCCUGCUGCAUGGCACUGUGAUGGAGAGAGGGACUGCAAGAAUGGUGCCGAUGAGGUUGAUUGUGGUAAAAUUACUUGUGAUCCUUUGGAAUUUGCUUGCUCCAGUGGAAGAUGCAUUGCAAAGACAUUUGCCUGCAAUGGUAUGGAUGACUGUGGUGAUGGAAGUGAUGAAAAGGAUUGUGCUGCUUCUACCUGUGGCAUUCAUGAGUUUCAUUGCAACAGCUUGGAGUGCAUCCCUUUAAACUGGGUGUGUGAUAACAAUGUGGAUUGUACUGAUAAAUCAGAUGAAUCUCCCGACCGUUGUGGACGCACUAUUCCUCCUUCGGCCUGCCCUUCUAGUGAGUUCCAGUGUGCUUCGGGAGAAUGCAUCCACCGUCGCUGGCACUGUGAUGGUGAUGCAGACUGCAAAGACGGAAGUGAUGAAACUAAUUGCCCUCCCCGCACGUGCCAACCUGAUCACUUCCAGUGUAAUGAUGGAACUUGUGUCCCUGGGAUAAAGCGAUGUAAUCAGUUCCGAGACUGUAAUGAUGGUGUUGAUGAAGUUAAUUGCCAGAAAGUUUCAGAAUGCAUGGGACAAACUAAGUUCAAAUGUCGCAGUGGAGAAUGCAUAAACAUUACCCAAGUAUGUGAUACUAAGCAGGACUGCAAAGACUGGAGUGAUGAAAUUCUUAGUGAAUGUAACAAGAAUGAAUGUUUAAAAAAGAAUGGUGGCUGUUCCCACAUAUGCCAGGAUCUCGUCAUUGGCUAUGAAUGUGAAUGCCCAGCUGGUUAUGAAUUGAUCAACAAGAUGACCUGUGGAGAUAUUAAUGAGUGUCGCAAUCCUGGAUCCUGCAGUCAAGUUUGUGUUAAUACAGAUGGAAGCUACAAAUGUGAAUGUCAUUCGGGUUAUCUUAUGGAUCCAGCUAGUGGAGCUUGCAAGGCAAUAGGAAAAGAGCCUUAUUUGGUUUUCACAAAUCGCCAUGAAAUCAGAAAGCUUGGGUUACAUCACCAGGCGUACACCCAGAUUGCAGUGCAGCUGAGAAACGCUGUAGCACUGGAUGCUCAUAUGUCGGAGGGGAGAGUCUUCUGGGCUGAUGCGAGUCAGCAGGCAAUCUUCAGUAUGAUGCUGAAUAAAAGAAAGGAUGCAGCUGCAACGUCCAUAAUUAAUGACCUGCAAAUCCCUGAAGGAAUUGCUGUGGACUGGAUCUACAGACUAAUUUACUGGACUGAUCGUGGUACUAAAACACUCUCUGUGGCUAACUUUGAUGGAACAAAAAGGAAGAUUCUUUUUGAUACAAAUCUAAAGGAACCAGCUUCUGUUGUGGUUGAUCCACUAUCAGGAUUUAUUUACUGGUCUGACUGUGGUACUCCAGCAAAGAUUGAGAAAGCGGGAAUGAAUGGUGUUAACCGCCAGCUUUUACUUUCUGUCAACAUUGAGUGGCCAAAAGGCAUUGCACUUGAUCAUAUGAAAGGGCGCCUGUAUUGGGUCGAUGCAAAGUUGCACACAUUAUCAAGUAUAGACCUCAAUGGUCAGGACAGAAGAACGGUUUUGCAAUCACAUAAAUUUCUUGCGCACCCUUGUGCUGUGGCCCUAUUUGAGGAUCAUGUCUAUUGGGCUGAUGAAAAAGGAAUCUAUGAAGCCAACAAGUAUACUGGAGAUAAUGUGAAGCUUUUAGCCUCAAAUGUUGAACCUGGAGACAUCGUAAUUUAUCAUGAGCUAAUACAGACAUCUGGGAAAAACUGGUGUGAAGAUUUUGGAACCUGUGAGCACUUGUGUCUCCCUGCUCCUCAAAUUAACAGUCGAUCUCCGAAGUAUACUUGUGUAUGUCCAACUGGAAUGGUGCUGAACAAUGAUGAGCAGCAUUGUCAUAAAGGUAGUGUCAAGGUCCAGUUCUUACUCGGGUUAAUGACAUGUACAUGGUCCUCAUCGACCAUGUUGUUUGUGUAG